GCUCACGGAGGGGCAGCGGCUCCCGAAGGUCCCCGUCGCAGCCCCGUGAGUCCCCGAGCCGCCCCCCGGCCCGGCCCGGCCAGGCCUGACCAUGGCGGGGGCCAGGCCCGGCGUCCACGCGCUGCAGCUGGAGCCACCCGCCGUGGGAGAGACGCUCCGGCGCGGGAGCAAAUUCAUCAAGUGGGACGAGGACACCUCGAGCCGGAACCUGGUGACCCUCCGCGUUGACGCCGAUGGCUUCUUUCUCUACUGGACUGGCCCCAACAUGGAGGUGGACACGCUGGACAUCAGCUCCAUCCGGGACACCCGCACGGGGCGCUACGCCCGCUUCCCCAAGGACCCCAAGAUCCGGGAGGUGCUCGGCUUUGGGGGCCCAGAAGCCCGGCUGGAGGAGAAGUUGAUGACGGUCGUGUCUGGGCCCGACCUGGUGAACAUCACGUUCUUGAACUUCAUGGCUGUGCAGGACGACACGGCUAAGGUGUGGGCCGAGGAGCUGUUUAAGUUGGCCAUGAACAUUCUGGCCCAGAACGCCUCCCGCAACACUUUCCUGCGCAAAGCAUACACGAAACUGAAGCUGCAGGUGAACCAAGAUGGGCGGAUUCCAGUCAAGAAUAUCCUGAAGAUGUUCUCGGCCGACAAGAAGCGUGUGGAGACAGCGCUGGAGUCCUGUGGCCUCAAAUUCAAUCGGAGUGAGUCCAUUCGGCCCGACGAUUUUACCGUGGAAAUCUUCGAGCGCUUCUUGAACAAGCUGUGUCUGAGGCCGGACAUCGACAAGAUCCUGCUGGAGAUAGGCGCCAAGGGCAAACCGUACCUGACGCUGGAACAGCUCAUGGACUUUAUAAACCAGAAGCAGCGGGACCCUCGACUCAAUGAAGUCCUGUACCCGCCCCUACGGCAGUCCCAGGCCCGGCAGCUCAUCGAGAAAUAUGAGCGCAACAAGCAUUUUCGGGAACGGGACCAGAUGUCCAUGGAGGGGUUCAGCUGCUACCUGGGGGGCGAGGAAAAUGGCAUUCUGCCCCUGGAGACCCUGGACCUGAGCGCAGACAUGACGCAGCCACUGAGUGCUUACUUCAUCAACUCCUCACACAACACCUAUCUCACGGCGGGGCAGCUGACCGGGACAUCGUCGGUGGAGAUGUACCGGCAGGCACUGCUGUGCGGCUGCCGCUGCGUGGAACUGGACGUGUGGAAGGGGCGACCGCCUGAGGACGAGCCCUUCAUCACCCACGGCUUCACCAUGACCACUGAGAUUCCAUUGCGGGACGUGCUGGAGGCCAUCGCUGAGACGGCCUUCAAGACCUCGCCCUACCCCGUCAUCCUGUCCUUCGAGAACCACGUGGACUCGGCCAAGCAGCAGGCCAAGAUGGCAGAGUACUGCCGCUCUAUCUUCGGGGAUGCGCUGCUCAUUGACCCCCUGGACAAGUACCCGUUGGCCCAGGGCGUCCCUCUGCCCAGCCCCCAGGACCUGAUGGGCCGAAUCCUGGUGAAGAACAAGAAGCGGCACCAACCCAGCACUGGAGUCCCCGGCAGCUCCGUGCGCAAGAGGCCGCUGGAGCAAAGCAACUCGGCUCUGAGUGAGAGCUCAGCUGCCACCGAGCCUUCCUCGCCCCAGCUUGGGUCUCCCAGUUCUGAGAGUUGUGCAGGCCUGAGCAACGGGGAAGAGGCUGCCCUCGAGAAGCCCAGCCUGGAGCUUCGGAAAUCUCUGGGUGAGGAGUUGCCAACGUCAGUCCCCGAAGUUCCUGGACCCACUGAGCGGGAGGAUGAGGAGUACGAUGAGGAAGAGGAUGAGCAGACAGAUCUCAAAAAGCCAACAACAGAUGAGGGCACCGCCAGCAGUGAGGUCAACGCCACCGAGGAGAUGUCCACGCUUGUCAACUACGUCGAGCCCGUCAAGUUCAAGUCCUUUGAGGCUGCUCGGAAGAGGAACAAGUGCUUUGAGAUGUCGUCAUUCGUGGAGACCAAGGCAAUGGAGCAGCUGACCAAGAGCCCCAUGGAGUUUGUGGAAUACAACAAGCAGCAGCUAAGCCGCAUCUACCCCAAGGGGACACGCGUGGACUCCUCCAACUACAUGCCACAGCUCUUCUGGAAUGUGGGCUGCCAGCUGGUGGCGCUCAACUUCCAGACGCUGGAUGUGCCAAUGCAGCUCAAUGCCGGUGUGUUUGAGUACAAUGGGCGCAGCGGUUACCUGCUCAAGCCUGAGUUCAUGCGGCGGCCUGACAAGUCCUUCGACCCCUUCACCGAGGUCAUCGUGGACGGCAUCGUAGCCAACGCCUUGCGGGUCAAGGUGAUCUCGGGGCAGUUCCUGUCUGACCGGAAGGUUGGCAUCUACGUGGAGGUGGACAUGUUCGGCCUCCCCGUGGACACUAGGCGCAAGUACCGCACCAAGACGUCCCAGGGCAACUCCUUCAACCCCGUGUGGGACGAGGAGCCCUUCGACUUCCCCAAGGUGGUUUUGCCCACACUGGCCUCUCUGCGCAUUGCUGCCUUCGAGGAGAAUGGCAAGUUUGUGGGGCACCGGAUCCUGCCCGUGUUUGCCAUCCGCUCAGGGUACCACUACAUCUGCCUGCGGAAUGAGGCCAACCAGCCUCUCUGCCUGCCUGCCCUGCUGAUCUACACCGAGGCAUCCGACUACAUCCCCGACGACCACCAGGAUUACGCUGCAGCCUUGAUCAACCCCAUCAAGCACGUGAGCCUCAUGGACCAGCGGACCAAGCAGCUGGUUGCCCUCAUCGAGGACUGCGAGGCCAAGGCUUGCCCUGAGAACUGCCAGGAGAACUCGUGCCCACAGCCGGUGGCACAGACGCCCACCAACCCCACGCUCAGCCCACUGGACACCUCUCCCCGCUGGCCCCCAGGCCCUACCACCUCCCCUACCAGCCCUUCCCUCAGCAGCCCAGGCCAGCGUGAUGACCUCAUAGCCAGUGUCCUCUCAGAUGUUCCCCUGAUCCCCUUGGAAGAGCUUCGUGGCCACAAGAGUCUCGUGAAGCUCCGGAGUCGGCAGGAGCGAGACCUGCGGGAGCUGCUGAAGAAGCACCAGCGGAAGGCCGUGGCCCUCACUCGGCGGCUGCUCGACAGCUUGGCCCAGGCCCGGCCCCGGGUGGGCGGUCUAGGCGGAGAGACAGAGAAGGAGGAUGAGGGGCUGAAGCGCUACCGGGAGCUGCAAAACAGACAAGUCCAGAGUCUCCUGGAGUUGAGGAAGGCGCAGGCCAACACGGAGGCCGAAUUCAGACAGGAGCACCUGAGACAGGCACAGCAGCGGCUGCGGGAAAUUGUCUGCGAGACUCACCUCACCCAGCUCAAGAAGCUGAAGGAGUUGAAUGAGAGGGAGAAGAAGGAAUUACAGAAGAUCCUGGACAGGAAACGCCACAACAGUAUCUCCGAAGCCAAGACGAGGGAGAAACACAAGAAGGAGGUGGAACUGACAGAGAUCAAUCGACGGCACAUCACCGAGUCAGUCAACUCGAUCCGCAGGCUGGAGGAGGCCCAGAAGCAGCGGCACGAGCGCCUCAUGACUGGCCAGCAGCAACUCCUGCAGCAACUAGCAGAAGAGGAGCCCAGGCUGCAGGCCCAGCUGGCCCAGGAGUGCCAGGAGCUGCAGGCGAGGCUGCCCCAGGAGAUUCGCCGGAGCCUGCUGGGCGAUUUGCCCGAAGGGCUGGGGGACGGGGUGGCUUGUGCCAGCAACGGUCACACGCCCGGGAGCAUCGGACACCUGUCAGGUGCCGACUCGGAGAGCCAGGAGGAGAACACGAAGCUCUGAGUCACCGGCUGAGCGGAGGUGAGGACCCUGAGGUCUGGAACGGGAGGGCCAAAUGCCAGGCCACGGCUGAGUCGAGACGUCCUGUCCCUCUGGUGGAUCCGAUCCUGGAGCUGGCGCGGUGCGGCACAGCGUGGAGGGGCCGAGCCCACGGCGAGGGUGCAGCAGGCUUGUACAGCGGGCAGCCUGGCACUUCAAGGCCUCUCCCAGCUUCCUGGUGGCUCCUCCAGAGGAAGGCCUCUUAUCCGGCUUAUCUCCUGCCAAUGGAGUGUUUUCUUUGUUUCUGCUGCUGACCCGGGCAAACAGAUCAGCUGGAGAGGCCAGAGAGAUGGUGGGCCCUGAGCUCCAGGAGUCAACGCUGCUUCCAGGGUCAAAUUUGACCUUAGCCCCAAGUCCUUGGGCUUCAGACCCCUCAAUAACCAGCUUCCUAUAACUACCAUAACUUCCCUACCAUAGAGAAAACACUACAUUCCAGACUCCUGGCCCCUCUCCCCAAAACCAGAAGGAACCCUAACACAGGUUCAUUCCAGGCCCUCCUCAGGUUUUUUCUGCUCCCCUCUCCUUGCACAGCUUCAACUAAGCCUGAUACCUCCCCGAAGCCCUCUCAGAUUGGCCACAACCCUGCCUGAAGGUUUUAGGAGGGUGCAGCUUCUGGAAGCUAGGGACAGUUGUGGGUACCUCAUCUCUGUACCCCAGUACGAAGCACCGGGUGUUCUAGAGGGGGCGCCAAUAAAUGUGUCUGGAACCGA
This is a messenger RNA of Suncus etruscus (white-toothed pygmy shrew), 4503 nucleotides long. RefSeq names its product phospholipase C beta 3 (gene PLCB3). The transcript is spliced from 32 exons. Gene Ontology annotation, biological process: phosphatidylinositol-mediated signaling; lipid catabolic process. Gene Ontology annotation, molecular function: calmodulin binding; phosphatidylinositol-4,5-bisphosphate phospholipase C activity; calcium ion binding. The coding region runs from base 92 to 3757 and encodes 1221 amino acids. Lineage: Eukaryota; Metazoa; Chordata; Mammalia; Eulipotyphla; Soricidae. The record is from RefSeq and is a predicted model, not a curated record.